This is a messenger RNA of Candidula unifasciata, 1834 nucleotides long. The record is from the annotation of a GenBank genome assembly. Lineage: Eukaryota; Metazoa; Mollusca; Gastropoda; Stylommatophora; Geomitridae.
AUUUUGCCGAUGGUGUUGACUAUCACGACCCUCACUGCGAUGGCAAACAGGUCAUAGUUCAUCUCUUCGAGUGGAAAUGGCCGGACAUAGCUAGUGAAUGUGAGAGAUACCUUGGGCCCAAAGGCUUUUGCGCAGUGCAGGUUUCCCCUCCGAUGGAGCACGUGAUGGUGACCACUGACGGUAACCGACCAUGGUGGGAGCGCUACCAGCCGGUCAGCUACAAACUGACCAGCAGAAGCGGUAAUGAGGAACAGUUUGCUGACAUGGUGGCUAGGUGUAAAAAGGCAGGUGUACGAAUUAUCGUGGACGCGGUGGUCAACCACAUGGCUGGACUGGGUCGAAGUGGGACUGGGACAGCUGGUAGCCCGUUCAACUCAGACAAUCACGACUUCCCUGGUGUACCCUUCACCGCAGAACACUUUCAUAAGAGGAGCGACUGCCCAUCUGGAGAUGGGAAUGUAAACAAUUAUGGAGAUCCCAAGAAUGUGCGAAACUGUAACCUGGUGGGGUUGACCGACCUUGACGGGAGCCAAGAUUAUGUUAGGGAGAAGGUAGCUGGAUACUUCAACCAUCUCAUCUCUCUCGGGGUCGCUGGCUUCCGGGUGGAUGCUUCCAAACACAUGUGGCCUGAGGACAUCAAGGGCAUCCAAGCUAAGACAAACAACCUGCCAGAAGGUGGACGCCCCUUCUUUGCUCAUGAAGUGAUUGACAGAAACGACGGCGCCAUCAGAGUCGACGAGUACUUUGAUCUUGGAUGGGUGACAGAGUUCCGCUAUCUACAGAAGGUUCGAGAAGGUGCCAGUGAUUUGGGUCGGCUGGACGCUGUCUAUGAUCCUGGCUGGGGCAUGGCACCACCCGAGCAUGCCUUCGUCUUCGUGGAUAACCACGACACACAACGAGGCACCGAGUCCCUGACAUACAAGAAUGGCGAUGAGUACAAACGAGCUGUAGCAUUUACCUUGGCCAAUGAUUACGGAUUUACCAGGAUUAUGAGCAGCUACUUCUUCACCGACAGCAACGAGGGCCCCCCACACAACAGCGACUACUCGGCCAAGGACGUCAUCAUCAAGUCUGACGGUUCCUGCGACAAUGGAUGGGUGUGUGAGCAUAGAUGGAAAGCCAUAGGCAACAUGGCCAUGUUCCGAAACGCCGUGGCGGGAACCAAGCGAGAGAACUUCCGAUACAGCAAUGGCGUCUUGUCAUUCAGUAGAGGCAACAAAGGUUUUUUUGCCAUGAGUGCCAAUAGUUUCAGCGUUACCGUCAACACAGGUCUCCCGGCCGGCCGGUACUGCGACCUCAUCAGUGAGUGCGCCAUGAAGGUCACGGUCGAUGGCAGCGGAAAUGCCCAGAUCACUCCACACGACCCGGGGGAACCAUUUGUGGCAAUCAUUACAGAGGGUGGCGAUCAAAUUGCGGUUCCGGUGGUAACUACGGGUACACAGGGACCCAAUGUGAAUCCUGUGACACAAGGACCCACCCAGGCACCCUGGACCCCUAGUGGGUCAGCCGACUAUGUCAGGACAGUGAUACUGAUCCAGAAGCAGACGAACCCAGGCCAGGAUCUCUUCAUCAGGGGCGGCAUUGACACAUCACACAGGACAGGAUGCUCCAGUACUGAUGUAUCCAAUCCUUGCAGUAUUCCAAUCAAACAUAUCUCAGAUGGCACUUCCAGCCACUUCGACAAGGUAAACGCUUGGAGCGCGGGGGACAACUUCUUGGACUGGGUAGGCGCGGAACCGGGACAGGGAAACUACCAGGGGGUCGCUGCAAGUGGAACUCCGGCCUUCUGGUCAACUAACGUGGCCUCUGAUGCUGGAUAUAGCCCAUUCAACAA